This is a messenger RNA of Prorocentrum cordatum, 1494 nucleotides long. NCBI's taxonomy places the organism in Eukaryota, Dinophyceae, Prorocentrales, Prorocentraceae. The record is from the annotation of a GenBank genome assembly.
AUGGCGACGCCCGAGUGGGUCAAGCACCUGGUGGUCGGCGAUCGGGCCCUCGUCUGCUGCAUCGAGGACGCGGGCGGGGCGGCAGUGGAGUGGCAUGAGCGGGUGCUGCUGGCCCGCAUCGUGGACACCCACAGGGUCGUCAUUUCGCGGGACUCUGACAUCUUCGAGGAAGAUCCGGGGGAGAGAGACGGGCUCCGAAAGCUCGGUGCGGGAGGCGUUGUGCCUGCCGCGCCUCGGGGCUCACCGGUGUUCCUCAUUGCCCAUUUCGCGUUCGGGCAGGAUCGCCAGUACUACAUGGACCUGGGCGAGGCGCUGGCCAAAGGGCUCCGCCGAGGUGACGUGGUGCCCGCCGGAGCGGCGGAGAAGCCGGGCCCCCCAGAGCCGCCGCCCGGGCGCCGGGUGGCCGCGGAGCGCCGUGGCGGACUGGAAGUUGGCGAGGCGCUGGUGGCGCAUAUUGGCGAGUGGCUCCACGUCGCCAGCGAUAGGUGCCUUUUCACGCUGACGGACGGCGCGGUGCUGGCUGGUGGCCUCGAGGGCUCGGUGGAGCCCGCGGUGGCGACGGCGGCGGAGGACUCGCGCAUCCUGCCUGCGAAGAAGGGCGGGAUACGCCGUCACCGUCGCUCGUUCACGGGCGCUUUGCACGCCAUGAGUGAGGUCGACUUCGGCACCGACUGGGAGAUCGAGGGUCCACGGUCCGCGCUCUUCGUGGCGGACCGCAUCCACGGAACCAGGGGCCGGUUCAGCGGCACUCUGAUGGAGGUGGCGUUGACGAUUGACCAGGUUCAGGUCUGCAGCCUGGCCUCUUUCGAGCUGAUCAGCCGCCGCUACCAGAUGUGGGAGAGUGCGCGUAAGGAUCUCCUGCGCGAGGUGGACGCGGGCUCCGCUGGCGGCGACGACUGGCUCAAUGAGCGUUCCUUGUUCCUGGGCGUAAAGAACCUGCGCAGCAGUGCCAUCGCGAUGCCCGAGUUGGAGGACUUCGUCGCGAGGGAGCUCCCCACUCGUGCUGCCGUCUUAAAGGAGCGUCGCAAGGCGCGGGAGGAGGCCGCUCUGGCCAAGGGCAUCGAGACCCCGUCGGCGAAGCAGACCGCCAAGGGGAAGAAGGGCGUUAUCAAGCUCUACAGGGUGCGCCAGCGGGAUGUCCUGCCCACAUAUUUGGCCGCCGCCUCAGAGGCGCUCCAGGGCACGCGGCCCGGCUACGCGGGCGCCGCGUCAGCCGUCGGUGCUCGGGUGAACUUCGAGCGUGGGAAUGCGUCACUUCCCACGGGGCGAUCAGGCCAGGUGCCGUUGAGUGGGCGCCUGCCUGUCGCCCUGCAGCCCGCGCUUGAAGAUCGUUCAAUCCUUUUAUCUGCCGAGGAGGUUGCCGCGCGCCAGCGCGAGUUCGGAGGCGACCUCUUCCUGGGCCCCGCCCUUCGGGAUCAGCCUAGACUUUUUGGAGAGUUCGCUGCUGAAUUCCUGGGCGCUGGCGUUUUAGAGGCCAGCGAAGAUGUGCUCGAA